AUGGAAGAUAUAGAAAUAGGCAAUGGAAGGCCUACAUCGCCAUAUAACUAUUCACCGACUCCUAUGGGAACACCCAGACCUAUGCGAAUUGUGGUCAUUGGAGCAGGAAUUUCUGGAAUAGCAGCCGUAAAGCUCUUUCGAGACCAAUUCUUCAACCAAUCAGUUGAAUUGGUGGUUUAUGAGAAGAAUAAAGAUGUAGGGGGGACCUGGCUCGAAAACCGAUAUCCAGGUUGUGCAUGUGAUGUUCCAGCCCACAUGUAUACAUAUACGUGGGAGGGCAAUCCAUCAUGGAGCAAAGUCUACGUUGGAUCGGCAGAGCUUUUUGCGUUCUUCAAAGGAAGGGCAGUUGCAUACGGCGUCGAGGAGUUCCUCCGCUUGGAGCACCAAGUCACGGAAGCAACAUGGAUAGAUGAAUUGGGGAAAUGGAGAGUGAAAGUGCUGAAUAAAAAAACUGGUACAUAUUCUUAUGACGAGACGGAUGUUUUGAUAAAUGCUGCAGGUUUCCUCAAUAAUUGGAUAUGGCCCAAGAUUCCGGGACUUGACACUUUUCAAGGCCAACUCAUACAUUCCGCAAAUUGGCAAGAUAAUUAUGACUUCGGAGACAAAACCAUUGCUGUGAUAGGUUCUGGUUCUUCAGCCAUACAGAUCGUUCCACAGCUUCAGCCAAAGGUUAAGCAUCUUACCAGCUUCAAUCGAUCAAAGACAUGGAUAACUUCCGAAUUCGGUCAAGAAUUUGCUCCAGAAGGUAGAACAACGGAGUUCUCGGAAGAACAGAAGAAAAUAUGGGCAGAAAAUCCCAAUGCCUUCUUCCAAUAUCGCAAAAGAGUCGAGGCAAAUAUGAAUGAGAGUUUUAACUGGGGAUUUAAAACAGCAGAAGAGCAGCGUAAUUUAUUAGAGCAAUCUAAAAAGCUGAUGAAGGGCCGAUUAGGGGGGAGAAAAGAUCUUGAAAACAUAUUGAUUCCCGACUUUGCGGUGGGAUGUCGACGGUUAGUCAUGCGCUAUUCUCUUGGGUUUCUUUCUCUUUAUGGUGCGGAUAUUGUAUAUGAAAUUGUGCUUAGCCCCAAACUGACAAGAGCUUUUGACAGGCUGACUCCAGGCCAUGGAUAUCUCGAAGCACUAUCUUCCAACAACGUCUCCGUUAGAAAGGAUGAAAUUUCAGAAGUUGUAGCAGACGGAAUUAAGAUGAAAGAUAACACAAUCAUACCUCUGGAUUGUAUAGUAUGUGCGACUGGAUUUGACACGUCGUACAGACCGGCUUUCCCUCUUCUUGGAAAGAAGGGCAAAGAUCUUAGAACUGAGUGGGCUACCAAUCCUCGCUCAUACUUAUCAAUUGCAGCUCAAGACUUCCCCAAUUACUUCAUCAUUGCAGGGCCAAAUUUCCCAAUUGCAAAUGGGUCCUUGAUUCCAAGCAUAGAAGCAACCAUCAAGUAUGCUUUCAAAGCCGUCGCAAAAAUGCAGCGAGAGGGGAUAAAAUGCAUGGUCCCCAAGAAAGCUGCUAUAGAUGAUUUCCAAGAACAUAAGGAUUCUCUGAUGAGAGAUCUAGUUUGGACUUCUGGUUGUAACUCAUGGUAUAAAGAUGGCCAGGGAGCGGUUUGGGGUCCAUGGUGCGGCUCUUCUUUGCAUUUCCUCGAGCUGAUGUCCGAAUGUCGGUGGGAGGAUUGGGAAUUCGAAGGCUUCAGUGGAAAUAGAUUCCAAUAUCUGGGUAAUGGAAAGACUCAAAGAGAAGAACGGAAAGCAGAUCUAGCAUAUUAUCUCACCCAGAAUUCAACAAGCUAA
Messenger RNA from Lachnellula hyalina, 1776 nucleotides. RefSeq names its product putative sterigmatocystin biosynthesis monooxygenase. Bases 1 to 1776 code for a protein of 591 amino acids. The record is from RefSeq and is a predicted model, not a curated record. The transcript has 6 exons. Gene Ontology annotation, molecular function: NADP binding; flavin adenine dinucleotide binding; N,N-dimethylaniline monooxygenase activity. Lineage: Eukaryota; Fungi; Ascomycota; Leotiomycetes; Helotiales; Lachnaceae.